AUGAACAACCCAACACAGCCACCCGGCGUUAAUGGCGAAGGACCAAUCGACAUCCACAAACCCUUCACCUCAGGCGAGCGCAUCCAACAGCUCGGGGAAAUCGACCAGGACAUCGCCUCCCUACUCCGACAACAACAACAACCACCCCUCCAAUCCCAACCCAUUUUCAGACGGCACCACCGCCCCCCACCGACCCCAUCACGGCCUUUCAACACCGCCCAAUCCACCUUCUUUAACACAGUCGACCGUAUCGACAAGCACCUCACCCGCCAAAUCCUCGCGCUCGAAGAAGUAGGCAUCAUCACGCUGCGUAACAACGCGGCGGCCGGCGCCGACAGCCAACAAGGGGGGGAGGCGGGCCUCGGCCAACAACAACAGCAACAACAACAACAGCAGCAGCAGCUUGGUGGGGGCGAGGCGGGCGGUGCUGGUGGUGCCGGCGGUAAGGCGCGGGCUGCGGGGCCGAAGCGGCUGGAGCCGGAUGGGAUGGGCCGGUAUGGCUCGUUGGAUGUGGGGAAGUUGAAUAUGGCUAGUAGUACGGUGGAGAGGGAUAUGGAGAGGGAUGUUGUGGCUAGCGGUGCGAGGGAGGAGCUUGGGAAGGUUGUGGGUGAGGGGGGGGAAGGUACUACGGCUGGCGUUGACAUGGUCUGGGUUGGGUCCGGGAGGUGA
This is a messenger RNA of Chaetomium globosum CBS 148.51, 669 nucleotides long. RefSeq lists its product as uncharacterized. Gene Ontology annotation, molecular function: transcription coregulator activity. The coding region runs from base 1 to 669 and encodes 222 amino acids. The transcript is spliced from 3 exons. Gene Ontology annotation, biological process: regulation of transcription by RNA polymerase II. The record is from RefSeq and is a predicted model, not a curated record. Gene Ontology annotation, cellular component: mediator complex. NCBI's taxonomy places the organism in Eukaryota, Fungi, Ascomycota, Sordariomycetes, Sordariales, Chaetomiaceae.